This is a messenger RNA of Aquila chrysaetos chrysaetos, 7734 nucleotides long. RefSeq names its product GLI family zinc finger 2 (gene GLI2). The record is from RefSeq and is a predicted model, not a curated record. Gene Ontology annotation, molecular function: RNA polymerase II cis-regulatory region sequence-specific DNA binding; DNA-binding transcription factor activity, RNA polymerase II-specific. Bases 253 to 4839 code for a protein of 1528 amino acids. Gene Ontology annotation, cellular component: nucleus. The transcript has 14 exons. NCBI's taxonomy places the organism in Eukaryota, Metazoa, Chordata, Aves, Accipitriformes, Accipitridae. Gene Ontology annotation, biological process: regulation of transcription by RNA polymerase II; smoothened signaling pathway.
GCUCCGCGGCAGCAGCCGGGGAGAACACCGCGCCGCCGCCGGGAUUCGCGGCAGCUUUUGGCGAGGAGCUGAGCGGGGGGGGGGGAGAGGCACAAAAGGGAAGGACGGAGGGAAAGUCCCUCCCACGCCCCCCUCCCCCAAGUUUAUGAUGGGGGUCCGGAGGAGCAGCUCUGCUCCGCAGCAACCGCUCGCCUGCUGAAAACUUGCUGCUCCGCUUUUGGGGGUUGCUGAGCUGGAAGAUGCACAUCUAAGAUGGAAACUUCUGCUUCAACUGCUGCUGGGAAAAAAGAAGGGAAAGGUGCAGUUCUGGAGGGGAAUGGCUUUACGGAGACGGGGAAGAAACCCACUCCUUUAGCAGCUGCAGGAGCAGCAGUGGCACAAGGAGUGCCGCAGCACAUUUUUCCGGCCUUCCACGCUCCUUUGCCAAUUGACAUGCGCCACCAGGAAGGACGAUACCAUUACGAACCUCACUCUAUCCACGCUAUCCACGGGCCUCCUCCUCUGAGCGGCAGCCCCGUCAUCUCCGACAUCUCCCUCAUCCGCCUGUCUCCACACCCUGCCGGGCCUGGCGAGUCACCCUUCAGCCCGCCGCACCCUUACGUGGCACCCCACAUGGAGCACUACCUCCGCUCCGUCCACAGCAGCCCCACGCUCUCCGUCAUCUCUGCUGCCAGGGGCCUCAGCCCUGCUGACGUGGCUCACGAGCACCUGAAGGAGCGAGGUCUCUUCGGGCUGCCCCCGCCGCCGCCGGGAGCCAACCCCACCGACUACUACCACCAAAUGACGCUGAUGGCCAGCCACCCGAACCCCUACGGGGACCUCCUGAUGCAGAGCGGGGGAGCAGCCAGCACAGCCCACCUCCAUGAUUACCUCAGCCCUGUCGACGUGUCCCGGUUUUCGAGCCCGCGGGUGACUCCGAGAUUAAGCCGAAAACGAGCCCUGUCUAUCUCCCCGCUGUCUGAUGCCAGCAUUGAUCUCCAGACGAUGAUCAGGACCUCCCCAAACUCUCUUGUGGCGUAUAUCAACAACUCCAGAAGCAGUUCAGCGGCGAGUGGCUCCUAUGGCCAUUUAUCUGCCGGGACAAUCAGUCCGGCGUUCAGCUUCCCCCACCCCAUUAACCCCGUGACGUACCAGCAGAUCCUGACCCAGCAGAGAGGCCUGAGCUCAGCCUUCGGACACACUCCUCCCCUGAUACAGCCGUCCCCAACCUUCCCCCCGCGUCAGCAUAUGGCGGUCAUCUCUGUCAACCCACCGCCGGCACAGAUCAGCAGCAACAGCAACUGCAUCUCUGACUCCAGCCAGAGCAAGCAGAGCAGUGAGUCGGCCGUGAGCAGCACAGUCAAUCCAGUAAUUAACAAGCGCAGCAAAGUCAAGACUGAAGUCGAGGGCUUGCCCCCAGCGUCCCCAACCACACAGGAGCAUCUGACAGACCUGAAAGAAGAUCUAGAUAAGGAUGAAUGUAAACAGGAGCCUGAGGUUAUUUAUGAGACGAACUGUCACUGGGAAGGGUGCACAAAGGAAUAUGACACUCAAGAGCAGCUCGUCCAUCACAUCAACAACGACCACAUCCAUGGGGAGAAGAAGGAAUUUGUCUGCCGCUGGCAGGACUGCACGCGGGAGCAGAAGCCCUUCAAGGCUCAAUACAUGUUGGUGGUGCACAUGCGAAGGCACACCGGAGAGAAGCCACACAAGUGCACGUUUGAGGGUUGCUCCAAAGCCUAUUCCCGCUUGGAGAACUUAAAGACACACCUGAGGUCCCACACUGGAGAAAAACCCUAUGUCUGUGAACACGAAGGCUGCAAUAAAGCUUUUUCCAAUGCCUCGGACAGAGCCAAGCACCAGAACAGGACGCAUUCCAAUGAGAAACCCUACGUCUGUAAAAUCCCUGGCUGCACAAAGCGGUACACAGACCCUAGCUCCCUCAGGAAACACGUCAAGACCGUGCACGGGCCCGAUGCCCACGUCACGAAGAAGCAGCGCAAUGAUGUUCACCCGAGGCCACCUCCACUCAAGGAAAAUGGGGACAAUGAGGCAAGCGCCAAGCAGAGCAGCAAGGUUUCAGAGGACAGCCCCGAGGCCAACAGCACCUCAAGGAGCAUGGAGGAUUGCUUACAAGUCAAAACGAUAAAAACAGAGAAUUCUGUGAUGUGUCAGUCCAGUCCUGGUGGCCAGUCAUCAUGCAGCAGUGAGCCGUCACCCCUUGGCAGCACCAACAACAAUGACAGUGGAGUAGAAAUGAACAUGCACAGCGGGGGAAGUCUGGGAGAUCUGACGGCGUUGGAUGACAACGCUCCUGUUGUGGACUCAACGGUCUCAUCUGGUAAUUCGACAGUCAGCCUGCAGCUAAGGAAACACAUGACGACGAUGCAACGACUUGAACAGCUCAAGAAAGAGAAACUCAAGACAGUUAAGGAUUCCUGCUCAUGGGUGAGCCCAGCUCCACAAGCCAGAAACACCAAGCUGCCUCCCAUCUCAGGAAAUGGCUCUAUUCUAGAAAAUAGUGGUGGUUCUUCUGCUACGCUGCCUAACCCCAGAAUAAUGGAGCUGUCUGUCAAUGAGGUUACGAUGCUGAACCAACUAAGCGAGCGCCGUGAUAGUACAACAAGCACCAUCAGCUCCGCCUACACCGUCAGCCGCAGAUCAUCAGGGAUCUCCCCAUACUUCUCCAGCCGCCGUUCCAGCGAGGCUUCGCAGCUCGGGCACCGCCCCAAUAACACAAGCUCUGCCGACUCCUACGACCCGAUUUCGACAGAUGCCUCCCGUCGGUCGAGCGAGGCGAGCCAGUGCAGCGGGAUGCCGGGUCUGCUGAACCUCACACCAGCUCAGCACUACAGGCUGAAAGCCAAGUACGCUGCUGCCACGGGGGGCCCUCCUCCAACUCCCCUGCCGAACAUGGAGAGGAUGACCCUGAAGAACAGGAUCUCACUUAUGGAUGGACCAGACCCCACCUUGCCCUCCAUCCGCCUCCCUCCAGGCCCCAGGCGUUGCAGCGAUGGUAACACCUAUGGCUACCAGUCAGCUGCAGCGUUUCCCCACGAGGUGCCGGGCAACUGCACGAGACGGGCAAGCGACCCGGUGAGGAGACCUGCCGGAGACCCCCAGGCCCUCCCGCGAGUUCACCGCUUCAACAGCACCAACAGCAUGAACCCCUUCCAUCCUUCACACCCUACGGACAGGAGGAAUUUCGGCCUCCAGAGCUACGGGCGCUCGGAUGGGAGCCUCCCCCGGCACACCUACUCGCCCCGGCCGCUGAGCAUCAGCGAAAACAUUGCCAUGGAAGCCAUGUCCGGGGAGGCGGAGGCACCCGUCGGAGACGACGAUAUUAUGCUGCCAGAUGACGUGGUGCAGUACAUCAAAUCCCAGAGCAACGGGACGGCAGCCGAGAGCACUUCCAUGGGGUACAGCAAUGAGAUGCAGGGCUUCCAGGGAAGCGGGAAGCUGCAGCCUCCAGCCUUGCCCGGCCAGCGCAGGAUGGCGGUGGCCGAGGCAAGCAUGAGCCACUUGGGACCCAUGAUGGCAGAGUGUCCCAUGAGCUUUGAUGCCUCCUCAGACAUGAAUAAAAAUAACAUGCCUGUCCAGUGGAACGAGGUCAGCUCGGGGACAGUUGAUAUCAUGUCCAAUCAGUCGAAGCAGCAGUUUUCACAAGGGAACUUAGCGGUGGUCCAGCAGAAGCAGAACUUUGGUCAGUACCAGAACUACAACCAGCAGCAGAUGCAGCUGCCGGAGAACAGUAUGAACAUAACACAGCAGAGCUUUAUGCAAAGAAAUGUGAGCAUGGACGGGCAGAGGCUAAACUGUAUGCAGCUGCGGCAGCAGCCGAUGAGCCUAGGCCCCGGUAUGAACCCCGAUCUGGGCUUGCACGCAGGGUAUAACCAACCUCAUCAGAUGCUGAGCCCCAGUGCAAUCAGUGGCAACCCAAAUCAGAUCUCUCCUUCUUGUAGCAGCAUGGCAGCAAAGUCUGGACCCCACCUUCACCCUCAGCAAAUGGACAUGGCGACCGACCCUUCUUUAAUGGUCAGCAGCAACAGCGAGCGCGCGAUGCUGGGCCAGGUCAUGCACGAACCGAGUCAGCAGAACUACUCAUCUCAGCCGACCCGCCUGAACUUCCCCAUGGCUCCGGAGGCCUUUCAUCAGCCCAUCAUGACCUCCAACCAGCCCAGCUUUGAGCCUCAGCAGAGCAUGAUGGGUUCAGCCACGCAGGCGUAUCCGCCCGCCAUGGUCCAGCCUCGUCCUCCGCCCGAGCCAAGCCCAGCCGGCAGACCCCGAGGCCUCCGCACCGUCCAGCAGCUGGGCUACAUGAGAACUCCCCACCCUACAAACACCAUCAGCCCGGGCCAGGAGGCGGCGGAGGCCAUGCAUAAAAGAACCAGUGACAUGUUGCCGGCACCAGCCCAGCAGUGCGUGGACGGCACGAGGGAAAACAAUUUGAUGUACUAUUACGGUCAAAUCCACAUGUAUGAACAGAACAGCAGCUUCGAUAAUCACGCGGACUGCCGGGUCAGACAACAGCAGUGCGCGCUGAACAGCAAGCCGGCCGCUCUGCCUUCCCCGGGCGCGAACCAGGUGUCCAGCACGGUGGACUCGCAAGGUCUUGAGCCGCCCCAGAUAGAUUUCGAUGCCAUCAUGGACGAUGGGGACCAUUCGAGCCUGAUGUCGGGAACUCUGAGCCCCAGCAUCCUGCAGAACCUCUCCCAGAACUCCUCUCGCCUGACAACUCCACGAAACUCUCUGACACUGCCCACCAUACCCGCGGGAAUAAGCAAUAUGGCAAUAGGCGAUAUGAGCUCCAUGCUAACUACGCUGGCGGAAGAGAGUAAAUUUCUAAACAUGAUGUCAUAACAGUAAAGCACAAGGCCUUAGUGCUAUCCAAGGGGCUCUGCGUGAAGCAGUUUUAUGAAUGUGCUUUUCAAAAAUAAUCUGUUUCAAUAGAGUAGAUUUUUUUUUAUAAGUAUUAAAUACAUUAAAGGGAUUCAAAAUGAAAAUUUUAAAAAGUCUCUGUACAGAAUUAUGUAAACUAUAUCCAGGCAGUUUAGCACCGCAAUGGUGCACCUCUAGUAUUAUUUUUUGGCUUGGUUUCCCAGAGCACUGAACGGUAUCGCCACCAAGCUAGGAGACAGCAUGAGCGUGGUUAGAGAUGAAACCCUCCCUCCCCGGCAGCCCUGUAAAUAGCACUCCCCAUCAUUUUCCGUUAGUUACGUUUGCAAAAAAUUCCAUUUUCAACCUGCCCCAGAACGAAAUGGGAGGAUGCGGUUUUGAUCAGAAUAAAAGCCAUACUAUGUAUUCUGCUCUGAUGAGACUAGGGUUUAGUUACGUCUCCAAACAAGCCCUCUGCCAGCAGUAUUGUUUUAUACCGUAAAUACCUUUAUACCUUGCAAAGAGCGUUGAUCCCAAACAGCUUCUCAGCAAAGUGCCUUACCAUGCUUUCGUGUUAAGUAGCCAAGGCCUCUCUUCCUUUAAAAAUCAAAUAUAGUGUAUUGCCAGAAGCGUAUAUAAAAUGUACAUUUAUAAAAACAUAGUGGUGUUUCUGAGAAAACAUUGGAAAGACACAUUGAUGAGACACAUAAAAGGUGAAUGCACACUUUGAUCAGAUGUGUUUACAACGUGGUUUAUAUCAUGUGCAGAGUGGAGCAGAGGCCUGGGAACAGCAAUCACCGGGAAAUAAUCCCCCGUGGCAGGAAGGCUUCGGUGUGCAGACUGACACACAUGCAUAACUUUGUGCCCUCUGAGCGCAGUGACUUUCUGCAGGGGCUCCGCAUGCAUCUUUAAUGUCAGAUCUCUGAAACGUGCAUUACCAUAUCCCUGUGCAGCUUUGCAAUGGCUUCGCUUUCUGUUGGGUUUUCCAUGCUGAGGUGCUCACAUACAAAAGUGAUGGUGAUGGAGAGAGUUUUGUGAUCAUUGCAGCCCAGCCUGCACCGUGGCAGCGUUGUGGGAGCUGGUUUAUCUGGCCAGGGUUGUCUGUGUAAUAUACUCCACGCAGGGCUCUGCCUGGGCUCCACGCACACAACCGGCGCGUGGCUGCACUGAUGCGAGGCCAAGCAUGAGCUAAUACACCCUGCCCUGCAAGCAGGCUUUGUUGGCAUGCACCCAGUGCUACAUUAAUGUGUCCCACAGCUUUGGUCAGCAUGAAAAGAGCUGCUGUAUCCAAAAAAUAUACCAUGGACAACCCGGGGUGUUAGUUUGGCUAGUGCUUUGUGCUACAGUACAUAGCUACUCUUUGUACCCAGCCUGGUUCAAUUCAGCACUGCACCUGCAGUCUAUAGCGUAGGCAAACAUCUGGGUAGUCUCAAAACAGGUAUUUGAGUCAAAAUAGUAGCUCGGUCAGUGAGAAUCUCUUGGAAACAUCCUUGAGGAAGAGAUGGGAGGAACAGGGCCUCCCAAAGCCAAAUCCUCCACCAAAAUACAAGUGCUGGUAAUAAUGAUCAGCUGUUUCCAGGCUGGUCCCACCUGGCAGUGAAGUCAAGCUCAGUUGCAUUAUUUAUUUUUGCUGUCGUUAGACAAAGAGGGUAGGUGCAUGUACCUGGGUAGGAGGCCUUGCUUUCACUUCUGACUGCGUUGGACAAGGACAACUCUCUUCCUGCUCUCGUAGCAUCAGAUACUUUGUACCCGGUAUGUUGAAGGGCAGGGGACAAGUGUGACAUCCCCCCCAGGUUCUCACAGUUUGACCGGACAAGCAUCCGCAGAAGCUUCACUCUCUCCUUCUUGUCUCCCCUCUCCCCCUCAUAUCAAUGUGAUGUUCUCACUUGCAUCUGACUCCAUCCUCUGCAUGAGUCAGGGACAGCUCUCUAAAGGUGCUUUCUGGUGUCCUUUCUGCUUUCCUUUUGCACAAACUGAUGUCAGGCUCACUCUUCCCGGCAUGACCAGGGGCUGGCAUGAAAAUGCCGUGUGUUACCUCCAGGCAAACUUUGCGCUAUCAGAUACGCCAGCAGCCCUGCUUGGCAGUGGUGGGUUGGGACAGCGCUGCUGCCAGGUAGCCCUGGGUAUGGCUGGUGCAGGAAGGUGCUGCUCAGCAUCCAGCCAUCUCACCCGUCCUCAUCCUACAGGCAGAGGGUGCGCACAGAACGCUCUCACCCCCACCCUUCACCCCUCGAGGUCCCCGUGACUCCUGCUGAUGUCCAGGGUGCAUGAGGACAGGAAAGCAAAGCAAGGUGCCUGGCUGUUUAUUUGUGUCUACCAUGAAAAUUGUGUUUAAAGGGAUUGUUUUAUAGUCCGCUGUAUAUAUUCUCCUGCAGUUACUGACCUUGCCCUUGCCUUUGCAUUUAUGAAAAGAGGGCAGUACAUAUUUUAGGACAUUGUAUGUUGUCCUGGACGCUUGGAGUACAACUGGGCAUCCCUUGUGCUGAGAUGGAUCAGGCUUUCGUGUGUCCUUCAACUGCUAAUCUGAUUUUUUUCAACAGCUGCGCAGGGCAACGAUGGCUACCGAGUCCCUCUUCACAGAUAUCUCAUUAGCAAAAGAUCAAAUACAAAAGCAAAACCAAAUCUCCAAUGACUUGAGAUUUCUCAGACUUUCCAGUGGUGGUCUUCCUUCAUUUACUGAAAAAGUAUUAUAAUAACCAUUCCAGCACUGUAUAUAUUAUGUAUAGAAGACAUCAUUACUAAAAGUACUGUAGGUGAAUUGUUCUGUCAAAUUUAUAUCUUAAGAACAUUUUUAGCUGUUUUCUACAUCAUAAGAAAGGAAGUAACAUGCUGAACCUGUAUAUAAACCUUUUGUACAUUAAAAAGUAAUUUUUUUCAUAA